CUCCAACAUGUUUAUAUAGUUGUACCUACUUGGAAGUAGGCAUAGGUGCAAACAAUUACAGGGUUUUUGUAUUUUCCAUCUUGCUAGUAAAAUGACCUUUUAGGAAGCAGUUCCAUUAGCUGUUUUCAUUUGUUUUACUCUGGACUUGGUUUUUGUGUUAAUGGCUUUGUUUAUAGUUUAAGUGCAUUGAAACAUUGUGAUCUCAUUCACAAAUGAGGAAGAGGAAAUAAUUAUCAUUGAAUUUAAUAGUUUUGUUGUUGAGAAAAUUAUUUAUAUUAUAAGAUGGAAAGUGAAGAAUAGAUGGUGACAGAUAAACUCAUUAAUAUUCAGGAUUGAUUCCGGGAAUCAUCAUUUUUAUGGAACAUGCUAUGAAAAAGAUAUACUUUUCUUUAAAGGAACAGCCUAACAGCAUCAUAUGUGGAGGCACUUUUUAAAGGAACUAUUCAUUAUAUGAGGUAUUUGAUUUACAAUACCAGCGGCCUAGUGACUGAAUGAUGGUCUGCCAGCAGACUAUUUAACUCAGUGCUUCAUAUAAUGGGUAUGUUUUAUGUUGCAGGGUCUCUUCCUCUGCCCUGGUCCACCAGAAUGAAAAUUGCUCUUGGUGCUGCCAGGGGCCUUGCCUUGCUUCAUGAGGAAGCUAAAAGACCUGUAAUUUAUCAUGACUUUAAAACAUCUAAUAUCCUUGUGGGUGCAGUGUGUGACUCGAAUGAUGUUAACAAUUUCCUUUUUAUUUUUCCAUGUAUCAUCCUUGUCUAAGAGUUUGCCAACACCUUUCCAGGAUUACAAUGUCAUGCUUUCUGAUUUUGGACUAGCUAAAGAUGGUCCAGAGUAUGUAAUGACAAGUCAGUAGAACAGACAAACUGGCAGGAAUGGCAUUAACCCUCCCCCCUCUCUCUCUCCCAGCACACAAAAUCCCCAAAAUUAUCUGUUUAAUUUUCUUUUAGUUUGAGGAAUUAUUUUAAGGCAUUUGAUAUAUGGCGCUGGAAAGUUGCAGC
This is a messenger RNA of Rubroshorea leprosula, 995 nucleotides long. The record is from the annotation of a GenBank genome assembly. Lineage: Eukaryota; Viridiplantae; Streptophyta; Magnoliopsida; Malvales; Dipterocarpaceae.